Messenger RNA from Dibothriocephalus latus, 630 nucleotides. NCBI's taxonomy places the organism in Eukaryota, Metazoa, Platyhelminthes, Cestoda, Diphyllobothriidea, Diphyllobothriidae. The record is from the annotation of a GenBank genome assembly.
AUGAAAGUUCAGCAGGUCACGGCCUGCACGCCGGUCAUCAAGCCAUUAGUGCAAAAGCGGGAGAAGGAAUUUACCUAUCUCUUGAAGGAGCGUGUCUGCCCUUUGGUUAUUAAGCUCCUUUCCCCAAUGCUGCCCUCCGAUUUGGCCUAUGCAAAGUCAAAUGCCUCGGCGACUGGAGACUCUGCUGGAGCCAUUGGCGUGGCCUCUAUAACUGCCUCUGAAUUCGCUAUCAACGUGCGACUCUAUCGCAUAAUCCUGCUCCUGUGUUCCAAAUAUUUCAGUUGCUUGUACCGGGUACCGGUCAGAAAUACCGAACUCAUUUGGCAGAGGACAAAGAACGUGCCAAACGCACUUCGAUUUCCAUUCUCGAAUUACAUAAGAUAUCCUUUUGGUGUUGUCACUCCGAGUCUGGACCGUCUCAUCCGAGACGGUGAGUAUCCUCCUUGGCGCAAAGCCCUCGCGAUGGAAGUCCUCUUCAAAGUCAUUUCGCAGCCUGAUCUUCUCCAACGGGGUGUUCCCUCAGUGCUCCCCGGCGUCUACUUCCUCGCUGGCUAUACCGAAGGACUGCCAGCGAAGUACGAUGCCAUUGCAAAAGUGGGGUCGAUGCUGCGCUUGCGCUUUCAGCCGUAA